AUGCGAGCCAUUGUGCCUCUCGAGAUCAAGAAAUCUUCUUCAUACCUCGUUGCAUUGAAGGAUGGCGUUGGUUUUCAACAAAGUCUGCUCAGCGAAAUCAAAAAGGCUACAGGUGUCUCAGCAUCGCUCACGACUAACCUCAGCGGUGGUCAGAUCUUCAAAGGAGUAAUCAUUGAGCUCAGCAUCGAAGUCGAGAUCCCAACCGCUAUCGAUAAAAUCAAAGAGUUGUCGGAUAUCGUCAGUGUGAUGCCUAAUGAGCAGUUGGAACCACCUAAGCUUGAUCUCAGCAAUGUCAUCGAGUCCCCGGAAAGCAUCACAAACGCCACAGUCAGCCACGGUCAAACAAGUCUCACGGCCGCUCAAAUGAAGCAACUGUACUCAAACGAUCAGAUCAUGAUGCAGGUCGAUACAUUGCGCGAGAAAGGAAUUACUGGGAAAGGGAUUAAGGUGGCACUUGUCGACGCCAAGGCUGAUACGACUCAUCCCGGUAUCAAAAUCGCGUUUAGCACAGACUUACGAGACUCUGAUGACCGCCACGGGGACCCAAUGUGCGGAAGCCAUGCAACAGCUUGCGCAGGUCUAAUCUCGUCUGUCCCUAGCAUCGCCGCGGAAUGGCAAGGCGUCGCACCUGACGUCGAGCUUGGGAACUACAUCAUCUCAGGUUGCAAAGGCGGCACCGUUGGCAAAAUAAUGCAGGCGCUCGAGCAGGCCGCGAUAGAUAAGGUUAACGUAGUCUCUCUGAGCCUAGGCUGGGGCUCUUACUGGGCUUUUACCGCUUUCUCUAGCGAGGUGCGGCUCUUCGAGAAGAUAGCCGCAAAAGGCAUCCUUCUUGUGGUGUCAGCCGGUAACGAUGGGAAUAAAGGACUCUACAAGGAAAAGAUUUCCUGUACGUCGCCAUCCAAUCUGUGUGUGGGCAUGGUCGAAAACACGCACAACGUGGCAUGGAACAACACGGCGUCUUAUGCACUAGAUGAUGGCACUGUUGGAAAGAUGAAAUGGCGUAACGGCAACAGUGGUUCGGGCAUGUACGGCUGGACAAACGUUAGUCUCCCCCUUUGGAUAAACCCCACGCUCGGUGGAUGGGCUGGGAACGGUGCAGAUGGAUGCGCUGAGUAUCCAGCAAACACUCCCGACUUGAGCAGGCACAUCGUACUUGUUCGCCGGGGCGAGUGUGGCGGCGAUGAGCUCAUUAUCCAGAAAGCCGGUGCCCAUGGCGCCAAAUACGUCCUGCUGUCCGACUUCACCGGAGCGGUAGAUAGGCUGAAUGACAUCAAUGUGAACGUGCCGAACGUCACGGCGGUUGCGUUCCUUCCCGGAAAUGAAGCGCAAAAUCUAGUAACCUUACUCCAGAGCGGCCGCAAUAUCACUAUCAACAUCAGCGGAAUAGCGAGCUAUAGUAGUAGCCCCAAGGGUGAAGGAAUAGGUGGUCGUAUCGAGAGACAAAGUUCUUGGGGCCCAACCCUCGAUGGUUCGACCGGAGUGGGCAUCGCUGCACCUGGUACCGAGAUGCCACUUCUUGUUCCUGGCGGUAAAUUUGGAUUCGGCGGAGGUACUUCGUUCGCGACGCCGGUGGUCGCAGGCGCCGUAGCUCUUGUGGCCCAGGCAUUGAAUACGACUGAUAUGGCUCGCGUGGCAAACGUGUUAACCUCGACGACUAAGUUCCUCGAUCGCGAUGCGGGAGGCGGAUGGGGUCCCGGAUACGCUUCGACAGCACAGCAAGGCGCGGGCAUGAUCCAAGUCGACCGCGCUGCCUCUGCGACCGCCUAUGUCAACGCUCGAAACCUGGAAUUCAACCAAACCAAUUACCGCACCUCGAAGAACGUCGAUAUAGUCAAUAUCGGGGACAAGGCCCUGGAGUUCGAAGUAUUGAACGUACCAGCCGGUACUGUGAAUUCACUUCGGGAAACACAUUGGAGCGGCCCUCUCGCUUUCGAGCCUAUCACCAACUACGAUGACAUCUACAACAAAGGCUAUGUGCAGCCCGGUGCCACCUUACAAUUCUCAAGCACCAAAGUGACUGUCCCAGCGAAAGGCAAAGCAACUAUCCAAGUCACUGCCAUCGACCCGAAAGACCCUGGCGCUGACCUUCUUCCUAUUUGGUCCGGCUGGGUCUUGUUCAAGGCUGCAGAUGGCUUCAACCUCAGCCUUCCCUAUCUGGGCUUCAAGGGGGACCUCGAUCGCAGUCCUAAGGUGUGGAGGGUCGAAGCCCAGAAGAAAGCUGUAAAUUUCCCUAGCGAGACGCAAGGUAUUAUCUGGUUUAGGGGCAUGGGUUCUCAUUGGAUCAGGACGUACCUCCAUUAUGCAGGUAACGGUACCAGGGCAUGGCCAGUUCCAAUAUGGGAUGAUGGCGAGCAAGCUGAUGGAGGAAUCGUGGGGACCGGUUGGUUUGGUGACCUCAAGUUGAAUCCGGGUUCCACCAGAGUUUCUGCAGGCGAGUAUUUCUUCAGGACUGAUAGUUUGCGAGGAUUCGCGGAGCGUAAUGGUCCGACAACGGCGGAUGACUUGGUACAUAUUGAUUCGGAGCCUUUCGCUGUCGCUUGGAGUAAUUAG
Messenger RNA from Didymosphaeria variabile, 2550 nucleotides. RefSeq lists its product as uncharacterized. The record is from RefSeq and is a predicted model, not a curated record. The transcript is spliced from 4 exons. NCBI's taxonomy places the organism in Eukaryota, Fungi, Ascomycota, Dothideomycetes, Pleosporales, Didymosphaeriaceae. Bases 1 to 2550 code for a protein of 849 amino acids. Gene Ontology annotation, biological process: proteolysis. Gene Ontology annotation, cellular component: cell wall; membrane; cytosol. Gene Ontology annotation, molecular function: serine-type endopeptidase activity; tripeptidyl-peptidase activity.